This is a messenger RNA of Lindgomyces ingoldianus, 2349 nucleotides long. RefSeq lists its product as uncharacterized. Bases 51 to 1952 code for a protein of 633 amino acids. Gene Ontology annotation, molecular function: ATP-dependent H2AZ histone chaperone activity. Gene Ontology annotation, cellular component: Swr1 complex. The record is from RefSeq and is a predicted model, not a curated record. Gene Ontology annotation, biological process: chromatin remodeling. NCBI's taxonomy places the organism in Eukaryota, Fungi, Ascomycota, Dothideomycetes, Pleosporales, Lindgomycetaceae. The transcript is spliced from 2 exons.
CUUCACGCACGCUUUCACCGGGGACCCCGUUGCUUUCACCCACCAUCACCAUGACAGAGCCUCGACGGUCAACGCGGGCGCGGGCUCGGGAAGAAGCCGCGCCGCCUCCCCCCCCAGAGCCACCACAGGAACCUCUAGUGACACCACUCACGAAACAAUCGUUGAAGCGUAAACGCACCGCCGCCGCCAUGAAGGACUCAGCACCGGCUACACCAAUAUCUGAAAACUCCCUUCAACAGCCAAAACAAGUUCUACCAGUCCGAUUGAUCGAGGGCCAACCACUUCCGACCUUGACAGAGCCGCAACCCAUGGACCUGUCGGCAGAAGAAUACCAGUCCAUCCAGCAGAGUGGUAUCCUCGGCGCUUCCCUACAGCGGUCCCGCGCGGUAUGGACAUCUGGCUCAAACUUCCGACUAUUCCACGCCUUCUUUACCGGCCCGAAGAAGGUAGCAGAUCGAAGCGAAGAGGACAAGCAGAAGCUUCAGCGGCAGAAGGAGAUUCAGAAGAACUUUCCACAAUUAGGGGGGGGGGUAGAAGUUCAACUUGUUGUUGAGCCACAUACAUUUCCGAUCCGCAUGUACGGUCCAAGGGAGACAAUAAGAGCAGCUCAGAAGAAGCCGCCUACCUACGGCCAAUGGCCCAAUCAUAACCAAUACCCCACGUACCAGCAGUACAACAGCCCGGCGUCUCCAUACUUGAGGAAUCCCAUGCCACAACCGAGACCCAGUCAACCAAAGCCACCACCACCGAAGCCGGCUCCAUCACCCUCGGCCGGUGGAAGUACAACGCCUGCACCAGAUCCUGUCAUCCACAUGCUGGCGCAGCGGGCGGGAACAGAUCCAGAACUGAAGGCUGUAAUGAAGAUUGUGGCUGCAGGACAGGCUACCAAACAACAACUUGAAUUCUUCCAAGGUCACAUCAAUGAGUUGUCGCAGAUACUGCAGAGGCAAAAGGAAGCAGCAGCGCGAGCUCUUCCACCUCCAACACCGAAACCCCAGCCUCAAGCACCUCCUCCACCUCCUCCUCCACCUCCACACAUCCCGCAAGCUCCUCCAAGGCCAGUGCAACAAUUGCAAAAUACGCCAAAACAGUAUUCACCAGGCCCAACUCCGGUUCCCCAGAAUCAAAUGCCUUCUACACAGCUUCAUCAGUCACCAUAUAACAAUCCGCAUCCUCAGCACCAACCGCAUACCAGUCCCUACGUACCGACUAAUCAACCCCAAAGGUCCACAUAUCGUCCUCUGGUAUUUGAUUUUGUCGAGGGAAAUGGAGACAAAUUUUACUUCCCCUCAUAUAGUUACAUGGAAUGGCUCCCGAAUAAUCAGGGAGCGAAGUUCUCAUUCCUUAUUACAAAGAUGAAGCCAAAGCCAAAAGAACUCACUCCGAGCGCCACACUCACACCUAAUCCAAAAGCAGUCGCGGCUCCUUUGCCGGCCCCAAUUCAAAGCGCCGGGUCGAACUUGCCUACAACAAGUAUUGUAAAUCUUAAUACGUCUAAUCCAGUACCCUCUCAAAACAUGCACCCAGGGCCACCGCAACCUCCAGCUCCAACUCCAGCUCCGACUCCAGCUCCAACUCAAUACAUCCCACCUCCUCGGAUUGAAGACUUUGACGAGAAGAGUGAUAUCAGGGACAUUGAAAUCUACCAGCCCGUAACAAUCAUCAUCCUCACCAACAACUUCGAAAUUCUCCAAUCACUACCCCGAACCGUUCGACCUCCUGAUGUCGUGGAGAAGUAUAUGAAUGAAAUCUUUGAUACUUGCAAGCGGGCAGAGGAAACAUAUCUAGCGUUCAGGUUGCCGAGAGAGAGUGCUACGGAUGGUGAGGGCGAGAGAGGCGGUGCAACUCCCAUUGUGUCAACACCCAACGCUGAUGUGAUACUGACAGGAACGAGCGCUGGCGUUGACAAGAGGAAGGGAACAGGACGGUCAAGGAAGAGCCUAGUGUUGUGAGUAGCUCGACGUUGGCGCUCGCGAUGCGCGUAUGUCCUUAGGGAUGUAAUUCAGAAAGAGUACGGUUAGCCUGCGCUUCGCAUGAAAUAGCUACCCUAUCCUUCCCAAAUCCAUUAUUUUAGACGCCCAACUCGAUCAUAGACAUCGAGUCCCAGCCCAGGUAAAAGAAGUAAUUGAAGAAACAAGCAAUGUCAGCUUCCUCGCAAUUGAUGCAAUGACCCCGACCCCCAAAUUAUUGCACCACCAAGCAUAUGGUUCAUCUGAAGUAGAGACCUUUAGCGAGCUAUUGCAUAGCGAUGGACGGACCUGAGCCUUUUCUGUAGCACGUGGUACUUUGGUGCCAUGCGUAAUCUCCGUUCUCCAUCGUUUUAGACCACAUAAACCAUGCUUGCGGAGU